CUCUCAUUUUCAUAAUUCCAUUUUCAGGAUUGUCUCUCAAUCUUUUAUUCUUCUCAUUCACCGGUAAUGGCAAAAGUCUCUGGGAGGAGCAAGAAAACAAUCGUUGACGAUGAAAUCAGCGAUAAAACAGCGUCUGCGUCUGAGUCUGCGUCCAUUGCCUUAACAUCCAAACGCAAACGUAAGUCGCCGCCUCGAAACGCUCCUCUUCAACGCAGCUCCCCUUACAGAGGCGUCACAAGGCAUAGAUGGACUGGGAGAUACGAAGCGCAUUUGUGGGAUAAGAACAGCUGGAACGAUACACAGACCAAGAAAGGACGUCAAGGUUUGUCUACACUUAACACGUAUAUGUUGGUAACAACUAACAAGAAUUUGUUAGAUCUUUUUGGUCUUAGAUUGGAUUCCGAUGAACUCGGAGACUCCUUUUUCUUCGGACCAGACUUUGUCCUUCGACUGUUCUUGAUUUGAUUCUUGAUCUUUUUCAUAUAUUUUUUUAAUUUGGUAUUUUUGAUGAUGGUGAUGUGCAAUGGAUGAUGAAUGCUGACUCAUCAAGUGCAGUUUAUCUAGGGGCUUACGACGAAGAAGAAGCAGCAGCACGUGCCUACGACUUAGCAGCAUUGAAGUACUGGGGACGAGACACACUCUUGAACUUCCCUUUGCCGAGUUAUGACGAAGACGUCAAAGAAAUGGAAGGCCAAUCCAAGGAAGAGUAUAUUGGAUCAUUGAGAAGAAAAAGUAGUGGAUUUUCUCGCGGUGUAUCAAAAUACAGAGGCGUUGCAAGGCAUCACCAUAAUGGGAGAUGGGAAGCUAGAAUUGGAAGGGUGUUUGGUAAUAAAUAUCUAUAUCUUGGAACAUACGCCACGCAAGAAGAAGCAGCAAUCGCCUACGACAUCGCGGCAAUAGAGUACCGUGGACUUAACGCCGUUACCAAUUUCGACGUCAGCCGUUAUCUAAACCCUAACGCCGCCGCGGAUAAAGCCGAUUCCGAUUCUAAGCCCAUUCGAAGCCCUAGUCGCGAGCCCGAAUCGUCGGAUGAUAACAAAUCUCCGAAAUCAGAGGAAGUAAUCGAACCAUCUACAUCGCCGGAAGUGAUUCCAACUCGCCGGAGCUUCCCCGACGAUAUCCAGACGUAUUUUGGGUGUCAAGAUUCCGGCAAGUUAGCGACUGAGGAAGACGUAAUAUUCGAUUGUUUCAAUUCUUAUAUAAAUCCUGGCUUCUAUAACGAGUUUGAUUAUGGACCUUAA
Arabidopsis thaliana (thale cress) is the source of this 1241-nucleotide messenger RNA. RefSeq names its product Integrase-type DNA-binding superfamily protein (gene WRI4). Gene Ontology annotation, biological process: regulation of transcription by RNA polymerase II; regulation of DNA-templated transcription. NCBI's taxonomy places the organism in Eukaryota, Viridiplantae, Streptophyta, Magnoliopsida, Brassicales, Brassicaceae. The transcript has 7 exons. The record is from RefSeq and is marked reviewed. Gene Ontology annotation, molecular function: DNA-binding transcription factor activity; DNA binding. Gene Ontology annotation, cellular component: nucleus. The coding region runs from base 528 to 1241 and encodes 237 amino acids.